Molecule: messenger RNA, 3801 nt
Organism: Pomacea canaliculata
Lineage: Eukaryota; Metazoa; Mollusca; Gastropoda; Architaenioglossa; Ampullariidae
Product: UTP--glucose-1-phosphate uridylyltransferase-like
Biological process (GO): glycogen metabolic process; UDP-alpha-D-glucose metabolic process
Cellular component (GO): cytoplasm
Molecular function (GO): UTP:glucose-1-phosphate uridylyltransferase activity
Source: RefSeq, a predicted model, not a curated record
GGUCUAUAUAAGACUCACUGUUACUGAGACCAGCCUGAUCAGAAGUAGCCAAACCCUAUACAAAUGUCCACGUUAAUGAGAUCAGCCUGAAAACCUACUGAAGGGAGGAUUAGUUGGAAUCACUGUCACUGAGACCAGCCUAACUGGAAAGGAAUUACUUAAGUAAUUCCCAUUUUCUUUACAAGAGUGCAUUUUCCACUGAGACACUGGGAAUGAACAGAUUACGCUGUGUGUGAUUUGAAAUUUGCACAUCAACCCAAAGGGGGAGUGGCUACAAGCAGAUAUAGACUGCAGUGAUCUCUCAGCAACCAUUGAUCACAGCAGGCGGGCAUUAUCACAACUAAGGAGCUGCACAGACACUAUGGAACUUCUUGUAACACAACUUUUACAGGACACUUUCGUGAAAGGACAUCGACGCACACCCAGUGACAUUGAGUUCCGGGAGUUAACACGACGAGAUGCCCAGUCUGCUAUGAACAAAGAGUUGACCAAACUCCUGGCAACAGUUCAACCUGGCCUUCAAGAGAAAACAAGGAAGGAGUUUGACAAUUUUGAAACCCUUUUUGGUCGCUUUCUUCGUGAAUCAGGCACAGCUUUACAGUGGGAUAAACUAAAACUUUUGUCUGAUGAAGCUGUCAAGUCAUACAAAAACCUUCCUGUUCCUGCAGAGUCUCAUGCCAAACAUCUUCUGUCCAAACUGGUUGUGAUUAAGCUUAAUGGUGGCCUGGGCACUAGCAUGGGCUGUACAGGCCCUAAGAGUGCCAUCUGUGUGCGCAAUGAGCUUACCUUCCUUGACCUUAAUGUGCAGCAAAUUGAGCACUUGAACAAAGUAUAUGGUGUAGACGUACCACUGGUGUUGAUGAAUUCUUUUAACACAGAUGAAGACACCCAAAAGCUGCUGCGCAAAUACAGUCAGAUCAAAGUCUCCAUUCACACCUUCAACCAGAGCAGGUAUCCCAGGAUCAACAGAGAGUCACUGUUGCCCAUUCCUUUAAGUUUUGGACCUGAAAGUGUAGAAGGCUGGUAUCCCCCAGGUCAUGGUGACGUUUAUCAGAGCUUCUACAACUCAGGGCUUUUGCAGGAGUUCAUCAGACAGGGGAAGGAGUAUGUCUUCGUCUCGAACAUUGACAACAUGGGGGCCACUGUUGACCUCAAUAUUCUAAACUUUCUUUUAAACAAGAGCAAUGGACCUGCCCCAGAAUUUGUCAUGGAGGUUACAGACAAGACACGGGCUGAUGUCAAGGGUGGUACACUAGUUGAAUAUGAAGGAAAACUGAGACUUCUUGAAAUUGCCCAAGUUCCAAAAAAUUAUGUUGACGAAUUCAAGAGUGUGAGCAAGUUUAAGAUUUUCAACACCAACAACUUGUGGGUGAGUCUAGGUGCAAUUAAGAGAGUUGUGGAGGAGGCGACUCUGCAUAUGGAAAUUAUUGUUAACCCUAAGACCUUGGAUAAUGGCUUGAAUGUGAUUCAGUUGGAAACUGCUGUUGGUGCUGCAAUCAAGAGCUUUGAUGGUGCUUUGGGUAUAAAUGUACCAAGAGUAGAUUUUGCCUGUGAAACAACCUCAGAUCUGCUCGUAAUCAUGAGCAACCUGUACACUCUUCGCACUGGAGCUUUGGAAAUGUCACCAAAAAGAGCCUUUCCAACUGUUCCCCUUGUGAAAUUGGGCACACAUUUCAACAAGGUGAAGGACUUCUUGUCUAGGUUUGCUAGCAUUCCUGAUGUCCUUGAACUUGACCACUUGACAGUGUCAGGUGAUGUGACAUUUGGCAAAGAAGUCAUACUCAGGGGAACAGUGAUCAUCAUAGCAAAUCAUGGAGAACGGAUAGACAUUCCACCAGGUGCUAUACUGGAAAACAAGAUUGUCUCAGGCAACUUGAGAAUUUUAGACCAUUAGAAUCAUGUAGCACUGGGAUUCUAGAAGAAAUCAAUGAAUACUAGGUUCUGUUGCUGGUGGCUGACCAAGCUGUUUCAAGAUAAAAUUGUAUUCUGCUCCUUCCAGUACUGUAUGGUUAGGAAUUUAUGGUACACCCAGCACUUUGUGGUCAGGUGAAUGUAACCGAAUAGCUGUUAUCUUCAAAGUAUUACAUUUUAUAUGUGUUAGAUGAUGUCAGAGGUUCAAUCCUGCCAGUGUUAAGAGAGUGGAAUUACUUGUCUGAAAGCAUCACAGUUGGUUCUGUCUGUUCAGCAGAAAGUUAAUGCAUUUUAUCUUUGUAUGAAGUGUUCUUAUUUUAUCACAUUGCCAGUUGUCCCUGGACAGCUCAGGCUAUUGUUUUAACAGGAUAUUUUACAGGAGCAGCAUACACACAGGAUUAAGUGUAGGUUCUUGGUAAUUUAUGCUGCAAGUAGCUUUCCUUAUUUUUGAUUUCAACAGUUUUUGUCUUUCAUAUAUCAAUGUCAUCACCUAUGUUACAUGCAUGGAUGGAAGUGUAGGCUUGUGUGCAUGGAUAGGCUUGUGUGCAUGGAUGUAUUAGUGUGCUCAUUUGUGCAUGUGUGGUAGCUGAAAACAUUUAAGCCAGCGGUUCUCAACCUGUGGGGCGUGCCCCCUGGGGGGGCGCGCCGUGCUUACAAGGGGGUCAUGAAGGUGGUAAUUUUUUAAAAGUUUCUUAUACCGGUAUUAGUGAAAUUAGCUUACAUUGCUGGCUAAGGGGGGUGCGCGGACGUACCUUUGUUCGUCAGGGGGGUGUCACUAGUAAAAGGUUGAGAACCGCUGAUUUAAGCUUUCUGGUGAGGUGGUUGGCAGUUACUCAGGGAACUGUGAUCCAUAAACCAGGUCUCUACUGACGUAAGCAGCAGAAGGGGAGACAAUUUAAAUUGCUGAACUGGACAAUCCAUGUAUGUACACAGAAAAUAUGAAAUACUUAUUUUGUGACUUUUAUGGCUGUGUGUUUCAAAUGAUAAUGGUAUUCCUACUAGUGAUAAUGGAAUUGAAACAUAUCUGUCCAACAUGGUUCAGUGAUGAAAUAAAUGACACAAAGGCAUUUAAAUCCCAAUGCUAACAUAAAUGUGUAAAAUUCUGAAAUUGUUAUAAAUCCUAACACAGCAGAACAGAGAUGAGUUAAGGAAAGAAGCAAUACAUAGUGUAACUAUGAGAAAGACAUUAAUGAAAGGAAUGUAUCUUGUGCCUGAUUUAUAGGCCUGCAUGUGCUAACAUCACAAAGGAACUGACAAUCGCAUAGGAAGAUGCUCAGCUUUUUUUGGGGGUGGGGAAGGGAGGGGGCAAACUUCAUACUGACAGUGGUGUUCACAUUCUUGUCCCCUCAGUAUCUUUUUUGAGGGGAUGCUGCCUCCAAUGUCCCCUGGUUCCUAUGCCACUGAGUAUAAUUUUUACUGUUAUUGUUGUCAUUUUAAAUUGGAAAGAGUAAGAUAAGCAUUUUUUUAAAAACCCACAUAGCUUUACGUUUUGGUAGUUUCCUUACAUAAUUAAAGUUUGUUUUACAUUCUUUUAAAUACAGAAUCAUAAAGAAAUCAUUAUCUCAAGCUGUUAAAAUAUUUGCAGCUUCGUUGAAAAAUGUGCAGAAUGUCUUUUGAUCCAGGUAACUCUUAAUGUGUUCCUGUAACAUACUGCAACAAGUUUUGUUGAAUGGCAUGAAAGAAUAUUGGGAGAAGAUAACAACUUAACCCCUUUUUUUUUAAAUUUCUGUGGUCUAAGAUCCGGUAGAGUUUAUUAACUGCUGAAAGAUCAAUUAUACCAUCAAAAAAACUGUGUGAUAUUGAUGAGGCUAUUACAAUUGUAUAUGAGUUUGGAAUGAUUCAUUUUAUUUACUGUUAACUGUGUAGCAAGAUAAGAAUUUUAUGCAGAUU